Molecule: messenger RNA, 222 nt
Organism: Penicillium chermesinum
Lineage: Eukaryota; Fungi; Ascomycota; Eurotiomycetes; Eurotiales; Aspergillaceae
Exons: 1
Coding region: 1-222 (73 amino acids)
Source: RefSeq, a predicted model, not a curated record
AUGACAAACAAUACCAUCGUCUCGCGGAUACCAAGUCCUCUGGGGAUGCCAAUUCAGAUCUGGCAGAAAGGAGCUAUUCCGAGUUAUCCUGGUACGCUGAUUCGUGCGUCGAGAUAUCUUGGCAAUUCCCGGCUUCUCUGUUCACCAGAUGGAGGCACGAUAUCCUCGGCUGACUUGGUGCUGGACACUGACGACGAUAAGGAACGGACAAGUGGCCUAUGA